Molecule: messenger RNA, 868 nt
Organism: Ceutorhynchus assimilis (cabbage seed weevil)
Lineage: Eukaryota; Metazoa; Arthropoda; Insecta; Coleoptera; Curculionidae
Source: the annotation of a GenBank genome assembly
AAAAUAUGGAUUACUAGCUGAGCGGUCACAAGAGUCAGUGGACCAUCAAAAUUUUAAAUGACGUAAUUUCUUUUUCAACUUUAACCUUAAACGAAUACAUCCCUCACUCAAUUUAGAUCCUGAUUGAAAACCUAUUUGUCCGAGUUUCAUUAAUUUGUCACAGAUUGUAACAGGAGGAAUUAUGCAAAGAUUUGCGAAGCCAUGGGGGGGUUGUUGUUUCCAGAAUGCCCACCUAGAGAUUUUGGAUUCCAGCGGAAGGGUAUAAAAGCAAAACUGGCCUUUGAAUAUUUCCAGUAUCACAUCCAGACUCUGAAAAUGGACAGGUUUCAUUUAAAAUGUAUUUGUGUAGUUUUCAUUGUGCUGGCUGUAUUAUUUCAAAAGGUGUCAACUAACAGUGUCGAUAAUCCCAUGGAUAACAAUCCAAAUCAAAACCAAGAAAAAUAUUUACCUUUGAUCUUUCGUACAAAAAUUAAAGGCAGGAGGAUCUCGGAAAAACUAGCUGAUAGAAACAAAUUAUCGGAAUAUUUAUUAGAGGCUUUAGAUGAAUAUCCAUGGAGAGUAAUUGCUGUUAAUAAUAAUGCAGGUUUAGAAAAAAGAGGCAACACACACAACUUUACUCCAAGGCUAGGUCGUACUUUAGAUGAAAGUUCUACUGAUGAUCUUUCAGACAUAACCGAAAGAAAUACCGCAUUUUCUCCAAGGCUUGGAAGAGCUCAACGUUAUAAUUUUUUUCCGACACGGUUGGGAAAAGAUGAAUCCACAAAUUACCACUAAAAUUUAAAUUUUUUGAAGAACUAAGUAUCAUUGUUUAUGUUUAGUAGGUAUACUUACAGUUCAUGACUGUUAGAAUAAAAGUGUUUGGCAUCAA